CUUCUGUCCAGAGGAAUGAACCGAAACUCGACCACCGACACAUCUUGCGAUUCGUCCACUUACAACGCGCUCUCAGCGCCUUUCGUUGCAACUCUCUUACUUGCCUCCCGUCAACCCUGCAUUGGCACGACUUCCUUCCCCAGCCCUGUUCGCCACAAACAAUCAUUCGUCAUCAGCGCCUGCUUUCCCUUGCGCUGCGCACGCGAUCGCCGCCAGAACUUGAACCCUGAGAGGACAGAUACACCACCGUUUGCGACCCGACCUCCCCGGCGACCAGACGAUCAGCGAGCACCCUUCUCUGCUGCUGCCUACGUCAAAUAGUCAGCAUUCAACUGUUGCCCGCUCCCUCUCUCGCCUGGCUUCACUCCACCUCCUCAUCCUCUGACACUUUGUCCUCCCUCCAUAUCGCGUUGACAGACAGCUGCAGCCUCUCAAUUCCUCCUCCGAUCUUGUCCUACCACCUGUACUUUGCAGCUUAACAUCGCCAUUUCAGCCAAAAUCCGCUAGAUAUUGCUCUCGGGACAGGCCAUCAUCGACCAUUAUCGUGGCUUCGCCUGGAUUCCCUCGGUUUUCUCUGGCCUCCGCUGGCACCGGAUACCUCCUCUAGACUCAUGCCACUCCUCGCGCGUUGACAAUGCGAGAUCUCCGGUAGAUCCCUUCAGAUCUGUCAACGAUCCCCGCAGCAACUAUCCUACAUCAAAAGGCUUGGGCAAAAAAAGAGAGGCUCGUCUCAUUGCAACCUUCAAGUUCAUGGCAGACUACUCGGCAGAGGAUCGGUUUAGUGUGCUGCGUUGAUAUAGAGUGACUUUGGACCAGCCAUGAUGGCCACAUACUCUCCUCACCGUGAGGAGCACUCACCCAAGAGUGCCUUCUCACGCUUCGACCCCCAUUCCGCAAUACGCGAGAUACGCCGUUCACUAUCUCGCUCACCCUCCAAAGGCUCAGAGUUUCGUCAACAGUCACUACGGUCGCCAGGACCUGGUAAUUUACCCUUUUCGCCUUCUCCACUGUCACCAUCCAGAAACGCGACCUCUGAGAAUUUCCUCCACCUGGGUGGCAUGUCUUCACAUCCCAACCGAGGCAGUUCAGCCUCGCGUUUUCCGCGGCCCCCCCUUCGACGGACAAAUCAAUCCCAUGGGGUGUCUCGCCUUCGAACCUCCCCCAGGAGCCCUACCAAGCGAGUUCUGACGGAUUCGAGCGACAGUGGGAAUUCAUCUCCCAUGCCACUUCGCAAGAGGAGUUCAGCAGAAGCAGAGCGUGAAUUGGCGUUAAAAAGCCUCACCGCUGGGGAUGAAAAGGAGAAUGACAAGUCUACCAGUGAACCACUCAGCUGGAAGAGUGUCCAUACGCGACAAGAGAAAAGACGAAGUGGGGGAAUGUUAAUCUCAGCGGUUGCCCCUCUGAGUCCCAUGAAAAGAUCGGAUGGUCCUAGAUCCGACGAAACACCAGGUUGUGAGAGUCCUUCGGCCAAGAGGAGAAGUCUUCACGGGCCAGGCCUCGAUUUCAGCAUAUUUGAGUCUGAUACCCUGGACAGUGGGAUGUUCGGUGACAAACGAGCGCAAGAUGACAAUGACUGGUUUGUGAGCAACUCAUUCUUGUCAUCUUCACGAUUUUCAACAAUUCCGAAGCGAUCAUCUUCUUUAAGGAAGUCGACUAUUCAGCAAAGACAGAUCGAUCGAUCCACCAAUUUGAAAUUCUACAAUGUGACGGAGGCAGACAAGUCCUGGUUAGACUUCACUCCAGCAGCAAACCCCAAAAAAGAAAUGCGGAUGUCUCUGGAUAACAACAUGAACGCCUUCCCACGCGAUAGCCCGUUUCCAACUCAAGGAAACCUCUUGAGCGCCUCAAUUCAUCCUAUGACUGUCAGCCAGAACGGCUCAUCCUAUCAGCCUCGACAUCCGCUUUCUCGAACAAUGACUCAGUCAUCUUCUCAGCCUGACGAGCAAGAUGAUUCGCCUACCCAUGAACCGAUGCACCGCCCCAGCAGACCUCGUUCUCAUGAUUUCUCGAAAUCUCUGCCGGUGGGCUCGUCUAGGCCAGUGCCAUCUUCUGACGAGAACGAAUUCUCCUCUCAGGCUUCUUUCGCCACUCCGGGCAACUACAAGGCUGCCAAACCCUUACCGGCUGCUUUCAUGUCGACUGGUCUCAUCUCGAAGAAGAACCGUAAUGUGGAAGAUCCAAACGCUGGCCUACCGAAAGCCCAUAUGCCAGAUACUCCUUGCAAGAAACAGCCCGCCAUCUUCCAGAAUGAGCAGAAAUUUGCACCGGCGAAGGGCGCUGUCAACAGGAUCUCGCGACAGUCUUUCGGCGUACCCCCGAGUCCGCUCGAGGUGAGCCAUGGUCCUUCCAAGGUCUCAGCUUUUCCGUUCUCUAAGAGUGUCGGCAUCUUCGGACCUCGACCAAGUCGACACAAUUUGCUUCGGGAGGGAAGUUUUGCUUCCAUCGACCCUGAGGACAAAGGAACAGGUCGUGCCCCGUUGAGUCGCGCGAAUAGCCAGUCAACAGACUCUGACUAUCCCCCUACACCAACCAAACAUUUGACAGACCCUCAUGAUCGGAGUUCAGUUUCUCCAUCGCCUCACCAAUCAGCCUUGUCCACCAACCGAGCUGUUGCUCCUUCCGCCCACGUCACUCGUUUGUCAAGCAUAAGCCCAAGAAUUGAAAAGACGGAUCGCGGAUCUCCUCACACCCCCCUCGACAGCUUCUUUCCUCCUGAUCCAAGCGGUCUGACCAUUUCAGGACGAGCUGAACGUCCGCCAACGAGGCAAAAUAAUAUGGCACCCAUCAUUCCUGCAACACCAACUGGGCCACGAGAGUAUUUUACGAAUUUCUCCAACCGCCCAAGCCUAAACCUGGCCUCACUAGACGCGACGAAUAUCGACAGCAGCUUGACAUCAAGAUUUGACAAAGUUGAUCUCAUUGGCUCUGGAGAAUUCUCGCAAGUCUAUCGAGUGUCGCAACCACCCGAGACAUCUCCAUUCCAUAAGAUUUAUUCUGUGUCCACCAGCCGUCCGUCCUCAAGAAGUUCUGUACCCGAGAAAAUUUGGGCCGUCAAGAGAUCCCGAUAUCCUUAUGCUGGUGCUCGAGACCGCCAGAGAAAGAUCCAUGAGGUUGACGUGCUGAAAGCCUUGGGUCAUUCAGAUCACAUUGUCACUUUCGUCGACAGUUGGGAGGAAAAUGGUCAUCUUUACAUUCAAACAGAGUUCUGCGAAGAGGGUACGCUUGACGUCUUCCUUGCGCAAGUUGGCCUGAAAGCGAGGCUAGAUGAUUUCCGCAUAUGGAAGAUCCUUCUUGAGCUGGGAAUGGGUCUGAAGCACAUCCACGACUCAGGAUUUAUCCAUCUCGAUCUCAAGCCGGCGAACGUCCUAAUCACAUUCGAAGGCGUCCUCAAGAUUGCAGACUUUGGUAUGGCAACCCGAUGGCCAGCAAAGGCGGGCAUUGAGGGCGAAGGGGAUCGCGAAUAUAUCGGACCCGAGAUUCUAAUGGGUCGAUACGAUAAACCUGCUGAUAUUUUUGCACUCGGUCUGAUCAUGCUGGAGACGGCUGGAAAUGUUGAACUCCCGGACAAUGGCGUAUCAUGGCAGAAGCUUCGAAAUGGGGAUAUGAGCGAUGUCCCGAGCUUAACGUGGAGCUCUGGAACUAGCGGGAUUUUAAGGGACUCGUCAGGUAACCCGGUGUCGAGAGAAAAUUCGUUUGAAUUUCGCCAGGACAGCGAUCACCACGACGUGGAAGUGAUGGACGGCGAUGAUUUCGAGGCGACUGUGGCUCGCCCUCACCAGAAAACCCCGCCAUUCGAACGAAGUGGUGAACUUGUCAAUCCGCCUCAGUUUAUGGUGGAUCCCUCUCACGAACAAGCUCUCGACAGAGUUGUGCGCUGGAUGAUCUCUCCAGAUCCAAACGACCGUCCUCUUGCCGGCGAGGUGCUCAACACUGAAGGCGUACGGUGGGCAGAAACGAGGCGGCGCGCGGGAGCGACUGUCUUCGAGGGCAACUGGGGACCUGCCGAUGAGGUCCUUGCUGAGGAUGCGGAAAUGAUCGAUGUCUGAAAUCGUCUAUCUAGCUCGGUGAUUCUAACUCCCUGGAUACCAAACACAUAUCGUUUUGGACACGCGAGGGGCAACAGGGAAGGCUAUUGACGACAAGGAAGCAUUGUUUCUGGUGGAUUUCCGUCUCUUUUUUUAAAUGAUCGAAACGACAUUCCAGCAAUUACCACAGCAUGUUGUUAUGGGCUAGAGACCAAUUUUCAAUCGUUUUGUACACCAGAGCAGGCAAGCAGGAUUUGGUUGGUAUCGGUCAGCUAUGGGUUGGUGGUCAUCUGACACAGGUUUAAUUUCGACAUCGACAUUGACACUGACAUGGACGACAUGUCGACCACGAUCACUCGACAGGGAAACACGAAUUAGCGCAUGGCGCAGGGAACAGAGAGGAUGGACAACUCUUAAAUACUUUUGGUUUUGGAAAGAUAUGAUAUGUAACUCGGGAGGGAGGCCCGGAAGAUUGCCGAAACACAGACAGAAUGGCAGGUCGAGAACAUGAGAUGGACAGACAGCCAGAUGCUGUGCUUGCUCGGCCCAUCCCUUGAGAAGUAGACUCAGUGGGAAUGGAUUUUGAACGAGAGGCGACAAUUAGGGUAGCAGAGCUGCACGCAGUCAGUCCUCCGAAGAUAUACUGCUGCCCAAGCAUCUCCGCAAUGAAAAGAUGAAUGAUGACAUGACCUAGGGAAAAGUAGAUAGCAGAUCCACAAUUCAUAAUGCAGACCGUCUACCUUUGUG
Messenger RNA from Cladophialophora immunda, 4772 nucleotides. RefSeq lists its product as uncharacterized. Gene Ontology annotation, biological process: protein phosphorylation. NCBI's taxonomy places the organism in Eukaryota, Fungi, Ascomycota, Eurotiomycetes, Chaetothyriales, Herpotrichiellaceae. Bases 819 to 4046 code for a protein of 1075 amino acids. Gene Ontology annotation, molecular function: ATP binding; protein kinase activity. The transcript has 3 exons. The record is from RefSeq and is a predicted model, not a curated record.